Molecule: messenger RNA, 972 nt
Organism: Magnolia sinica
Lineage: Eukaryota; Viridiplantae; Streptophyta; Magnoliopsida; Magnoliales; Magnoliaceae
Product: proteasome subunit alpha type-2
Exons: 11
Coding region: 117-824 (235 amino acids)
Biological process (GO): ubiquitin-dependent protein catabolic process
Cellular component (GO): proteasome core complex, alpha-subunit complex; proteasome core complex
Source: RefSeq, a predicted model, not a curated record
CUCUACUUGAGACGAAAGAAACCUCGCCUUUUUCUUGGCGAAGGGGGCUCUCUCUAUUGUAGUUUUAUUUCCGCCUCUCUCGUCUCUCUCCUCAGUCUCCUCCACAGCAACAUACGAUGGGAGAUAGUCAGUAUUCCUUCUCUCUCACCACAUUCAGUCCUUCGGGGAAGCUGGUCCAGAUCGAGCAUGCCCUAAUGGCUGUUGGAUCCGGUCAGACAUCUCUCGGGAUCAAAGCUGCCAAUGGUGUUGUUAUUGCAACCGAGAAGAAACUUCCAUCCAUCUUAGUCGAUGAGACAUCCGUACAAAAGAUACAGUCUUUGACACCAAAUAUUGGAGUUGUAUACAGUGGGAUGGGUCCAGACUCCAGAGUUUUGGUUCGGAAAAGUAGGAAGCAGGGAGAGCAGUAUCACAGACUUUACAAAGAACUAAUCCCUGUUACACAACUUGUAAGGGAAACAGCAGCUGUUAUGCAGGAAUUCACUCAAUCCGGUGGUGUAAGGCCUUUUGGGGUUUCGCUGCUGGUUGCUGGAUAUGAUGACAAUGGUCCGCAGUUGUAUCAGGUGGAUCCUUCAGGUUCGUACUUCUCCUGGAAAGCUUCGGCUAUGGGGAAAAACGUUUCUAAUGCCAAGACGUUCCUUGAGAAGAGGUACACAGAUGAUAUGGAGCUUGAUGAUGCAGUCCACACAGCCAUUUUGACGUUGAAAGAGGGGUUCGAAGGGCAAAUUUCUGGCAAGAACAUUGAGAUUGGCAUAAUUGGCGCUGAUCGAAAAUUCAGAGUCCUGAGCCCGGCGGAAAUUGAUGAUUACUUGGCUGAAGUGGAAUAAGUGGGUGUCCUCACACAGCUUCAGUUUAGUUGUUAUCUCCAAAUUUCUUUGUCAGUGAUUUAUCCAGUUUGGAGUUCGUAAACUCCGAAUCCACAAAACUCAAAUUCUUGCAGAUGGUUACAUAAUGCAUUCGGAUUUUUCUGGUUCA